Molecule: messenger RNA, 1929 nt
Organism: Truncatella angustata
Lineage: Eukaryota; Fungi; Ascomycota; Sordariomycetes; Amphisphaeriales; Sporocadaceae
Exons: 1
Coding region: 1-1929 (642 amino acids)
Biological process (GO): protein import into peroxisome matrix, docking
Cellular component (GO): cytosol; peroxisomal membrane
Molecular function (GO): protein binding
Source: RefSeq, a predicted model, not a curated record
AUGUCUUUCAUGGGAGGCGCCGAGUGCUCCACGGCGGGCAACCCCCUCAGCCAGUUCACGAAACACACACAAGAUGACAAAAGCCUACAGCGCGAUCGCAUGGUCAAUGGCGGGCCGCAGUCCAGUCUCGCUGGCUUCCGCAGCGCUGCUGCCCACGCGCCCCAGGACGCCAUGAUGAACGGCUUCUUGCAGCAGAACGGUCAACUACACGACAUGCCAAUCAACGGCCCCCAGCUGCAGAUCGACCGCCCCUCCCACGGCGUCCACCUGCGCGCCGGCUCUGCCUCCCCGUCUUGGGCAAACGAGUUCCAACAGAAUCCCCAGGCCGCCAUGGAGUCGGCGUUCAAGGUCCCCCAAGGAACCCAGUUCGGCCCAGACGACUACGCCAGAUUUGCUCAAAUGCAGCAACCAAACCAGUCCCACCGGUCGAGUCCGAUGCCGGCGCAGAUGGGCUACCAAAGGCCCAUGAUGGGUAUGGCCAGCAAUAUGGGCAUGAACUAUGGCAUGGGCGCCAUGUAUGGAAACCAAAUGUACGGGCCGCCACAGCAGCAGCAGCAGCAACAGCAACCACAACAAGAUAUAAAGGGGAAGGGCAAGCUGGUGGAGCUUGACGACAAGCAGUGGGAGGAGCAGUUCAAACAACUCGAGCUCGACGAUCAGCAAGCACGAGAGGAGGCAGAACAAAACGCCGCUCUGGAGCCUGAGCUGGACAAGCUCGACGAACAGAUCCUCCAAUCGGAAACAAACGAGUUUGGCGAUUUUGAAUCAAUAUUGAAAAGCAUUCAAGCCGAGAAGGACGCCAACCAAGAAAUCAUGGGCGAGGAUGAAUGGGUCAGCAAGUUCAACGACGAAAGCUGGGACAAUAUGAAUAUGAACUGGGGUGAGACCACCCGACUGUUCGCAGACCCCCAGGUUGAGAGCUAUCUGUUCGAACAAGACAAUCUUUUCAAAGACACGGGCAACCCAUUCGAGGAGGGUUUGCGCAUUAUGGACGAGGGUGGCAACCUCUCGCUGGCAGCAUUGGCCUUCGAGGCUGCCGUGCAGAGAGACCCCAAACACGUCGAUGCAUGGGUGCAGCUGGGAGGGGCGCAAGCACAAAAUGAGAAGGAAACAGCAGCCAUCCGAGCUCUGGAACAAGCAAAGAACCUUGAUCCGAAUAACUUGCCGGCCUUGAUGACCCUAGCCGUCUCGUACACCAACGAGGGAUACGAUAGCACAGCCUACCGGACACUAGAACGGUGGCUUUCCAUCAAGUAUCCAUCAGUUAUCUCGCCUGCUGAUCUAUCACCGGCGACGGACCUUGGCUUCACCGAUCGGCAGAUUCUGCACGACAAAAUCACAGACCUGUUCAUGAAGGCGGCUAAUCUAAGCCCAGACGGAGAACACAUGGACCCCGACGUACAAGUCGGUCUGGGCGUCCUCUUCUACGGCGCUGAAGAGUACGACAAGGCCGUGGACUGCUUCAGUUCCGCGCUCGCCUCCUCGGAGCAGGGCUCCUCGAACCAGAGCUCGCAGGUACACCUUCUCUGGAACCGGCUGGGCGCAACCCUGGCCAACAGCGGGAAGAGCGAGGACGCCAUCGCAGCGUACGAGCACGCGCUCACCCUGCGGCCCAACUUCGUCCGAGCCAGAUACAACCUGGGCGUCAGCUGUAUCAACAUGGGCUGCCACGCCGAGGCUGCCGGCCACCUCCUCGCUGCCCUGGAGAUGCACAAGAGCGUCGAGCACGAGGGCCGCGAAAAGGCCAGGGAGAUCCUGGGCGGCGACGUCUCUGAUGCGCAGCUGGACGCCAUGACUACGCAGAACAGGAGCACCAACCUGUACGACACAUUACGAAGAGUCUUCACACAAAUGGGUAGGCGGGACUUGGCUGAAAAAGUGGUGGCCGGCGUGGAUCCGGGCGUCUUCAGGGGUGAUGUCGACUUUUGA